AUGUUGCCAUUAGGAUUGGCCAGUCCCAGCUUCGUUCCUCCUCAGCCUGCACCAUUGGGAAUGCACUAUAUCCAGGGAAGAAACGGUCCACCUCCACCAAUGAUUCAACAUCAGCAAUACAUGUCUCCACCUCGACAGAUGUAUCCUCCUGGGACCUCAAGGCCUAACGACGCCAAGAUGGCUGGGUUAGUCCCAAUGGGUAAUGACCAACAACUCGAGGCCUUCCUUUCUUCUUCGACACCUACAUUCCGUCAGCUUAACUCAGCUCAGAACAUUCCAACACUCCCAAUCGCAUCUGCACCUUCAGUGACCUUGAGACAUCAACCUCGCCCACCAAUUGGAGUAGCUCGCGGUGGUGUCCCAGUGAUGACCAAUGGCAACAAUGGAAGCGGGCCCAUGAAUCCCUCCUCUGUUUCCUCAUUCUCAAGUUCACCCUCAAAUGGAAUGGAAUUUCAACCACAACACCAACAAUUUGGGCGUGUGCCAAAUUUCCAACAACAACGCUCUCUUCCGCUCAAAAUGUCGCCCUGUCCUCUUAAUGGAAUGCAGCCGGCUCAAUGGGGCCCCGGCCUAAGCCAACCGGUCGAUUUCAUAUGUACUCCCCAACCCCCUAGCAAGCUCUCUCCUUAUCAAAAUGGAGGUGGAAUGGUCUUCGAUCCCAGUAUGAUGGAUCAAAUUGUGGGACCUGAACCACCACCCCAGCAACAAACUCAAGGUCGAAAUGUAGGACCUGCAGGUGACACAUUUUCCUUCUUUGAUCAAGCCGACGGUCUUCAAUCCACUUCCUCGAUGGAUGAUUCUGUACAAUCACAGUCACAGCAGCAGGCCUCGUCGUCCCAAAUCAGUCAACUUCUAUCUCCUUCUCCUAACCAAAGAUCUGAUCCAAACCCUCGAUCUGUCGGGACGAAACCAGUCAGCAAUAUUGAGGAUGCCUUACUCCCUGAUUUGGACCUUUUGGGAAGUACCGAUGGGGACCCAGGAGAGGGGUCAAACCAGACCCCUUCAUGUCAAAUAUUUGAUAACGAUCCAAUGAAUGGAAGAGACAGCUCAAGUAUGCUCUUUCCAAGCAGUGAUGACCUUCAAACGGUCCAGAAUAUUGUCGACGCAAUGCAGGAGAGCGAGGGCGACAGCGGGUGUUUGCAGAAACAGCAACAAUCAUUCUGUCCGGAAGCAAAUGCUCUUUUUUUACAGGAUUGA
Molecule: messenger RNA, 1197 nt
Organism: Rodentolepis nana
Lineage: Eukaryota; Metazoa; Platyhelminthes; Cestoda; Cyclophyllidea; Hymenolepididae
Source: the annotation of a GenBank genome assembly